AUGAACCCUGUUGAUAAUGAUAGUGAUGUUGAAAUUAAAUCAAAUUCAUCAUUUUGGUCGGAUGACGAAGAAGAAGAAAUUACAAAUGAUAAUCAAAGAAAAGCAAUUACAAAUCAAAAACAAUUAUCACGUUAUUUAUCAACAGCUAAUCGUUCAUUACUUGAUCGUCCAAGUGACCUUGUUGCUGAUUUUUAUAUUUCAAAAUUAAAUCAUAGUAUGCAAGAAAGUAUACGACAAGUUGAAAGUAUUGCACAUGAUAAACCCACGUAA
Messenger RNA from Rotaria sp. Silwood2, 270 nucleotides. Lineage: Eukaryota; Metazoa; Rotifera; Eurotatoria; Philodinida; Philodinidae. The record is from the annotation of a GenBank genome assembly.